AUGUGCACGAGAAAGUGCUCAAAGUGCAUUGGAGUCACCCUGCUCCCGCUGGCAGCAUGUGCCAUAGUCUCCAACAUCCUCCUGUACUUCCCCAAUGGACAAGUUCUGCAGCUUAGCGAGAUAACAGAUCUGGUCUGGUUUUUCCAUGGCAUUCUGGGAGCUGGGAUACUGGUUAUUUUGCCGGCAAUCAUGAUGCUGGGAGCAGGCAGAGCAAGGUGUUGUGCUAACAGAUGUGGGAUGCUGCUGUCAGUGGCCCUGGCUGUACUGGGAUUCGCAGGAGGAGCAUAUUGUGCAGUCAUCUCCUCACUGGGACUGAUUUGGGGCCCUCUGUGUGACACAGGUGAUGGAGAAUACCUCUACCCUUUUAGGAACGACAGUCUGGAAGACAACUACUUGUUCAACCAGACAACAUGGAGCAUUUGCAAAGAACCUGAAAAUAUCAUCCUUUGGAAUAUUGUCCUUUUCUCUAUUCUCCUGACCACCGGUGUCAUUGAAGCUAUUCUUUGUUUCAUUCAAGUAAUCAGUGGACUUACUGGCUUCAUAUGUGGCUCAUGUCUGAGGAGAAGAAAGACAAAUAUUUCUGGAAUGUGAACGACCUCCAGGGAACCCCAGGACAAUCCCCGAGCUGCCAGUACCCACACAAUGAAGAUAGUGCACUGUGCUGUACUUAUGAGGGGGUGACAAAGAAAGCUCAAAAUGUUCAGGAGUUUCUUGGGGCAAAAUGAUUUUUUAAUAAAGAAUCGUAGAAUCA
This is a messenger RNA of Pogoniulus pusillus (Red-fronted tinkerbird), 751 nucleotides long. Its product is annotated as transmembrane 4 L6 family member 1-like. Gene Ontology annotation, cellular component: membrane. The transcript is spliced from 5 exons. The record is from RefSeq and is a predicted model, not a curated record. NCBI's taxonomy places the organism in Eukaryota, Metazoa, Chordata, Aves, Piciformes, Lybiidae. Bases 1 to 591 code for a protein of 196 amino acids.